CAACCAAAACAAAACGACAGCUUGCACAUCCCAGUAAAGUCUUGCUAGUUACGUAACAUUGCUCGUAUGUCUUGCCUUACGGAACUGAACCACUCUCUUACUUGAACUUCACCCAAGGAGGAACUGACAGCCAGAUGUUUGUCCUGUUCAGGCGUGGAUGUGCGUUCCGGAACCGUCAGUUUGCUGUAUCACGUCAUGUUGUGUCGUAUGUCCAAGGUCAAUCUCCUUCACCGAAAGUGCGAGAGUACUUUUAUUACAUUGACCAUCAGGGGCAGGUAUUACCAAUUUUUUUCAUGAAGCUGUUUUCUUUUUUUCAUUUUCACUCUUAAUUCAAGUCUUCCAACCAUACCUCAUGAAGAUUACAUCAGUGGAACACACUGCAGUCGAAAACUACAGACUCAGUUGUGUGACACUCAUUAGAAAAUAAUGUACUUCAGGUCACUGAUCGAAGUUGAACGUUAAUUAGUUGACUUGCAUGCAUAUGAAUUGGAUUAGUUUUUGUAUUUACAUAGAUUUCAUUUAUUUAUGAGCUUAGAUUUUGCUGAAAUUUACAAAAAGAUAUGUCAGCUGUUUGAAGUAAUUUCGUCUUAAACCUCUCCCCUAUACAGUAAAUAUGACCGAAGAGGGGUGUGGUUGUGAAAUUGAUUAUCACUUUCAUUCUUCAGCCAGUUCAGGUGUUAUAUGAACCAAUUUUUCCUUGACUUAAGGUAUAAUAAAACCUUCAUGAACUAUGGUGAAAUAUACUAAAGAUUUGUUGCUCUCUUUCAGUUGUUUCUUGAUGACACAAAAGUGAAAAACUUUAUCACCUGUUUUAAAGGUAACUAUAGCAAGAUCCAGUCUGUUUAUUUUGUUUUGUUUUGUCUUCAUUUCAUUUUGUUAUUUUUUUAAAGUCUGGUUGAAAUUCAAGUUUCCAUAUUAACUUCUUUGUUUACUUAGUUCAUUAUGGAUUGUUUCUUCUCAAUUGACUCACUUUGAAUUUGUUAAUUUUCAGACAAGCAGUUUCUUAAAUUUUUCUUCAAGAGACUAAAGCAAAACAAAACUUCAAGGUUUGAGGAAGACUUCCCAUUCAUUUCACCCUGCGGUCUUGAAAUGAACUACAUCCGUUGUGAUGAUGUGCCAGUUGUUUUUGCCACCAUUAUAGAAGAUGCAGAUGGUGGCAGUAGAUCACCUGGACUUUUGACUUACAGUGGAAUCGGAGAAACACUUACAUUCCCAUUUCAACCAGAAAAGGUCUGCAUGCUUCCUGAGAGUGGAAGAAUUUAUCACCCAGGACCAGAGAAAGUUGGUGGUGUGGCACUUAUUAAGUCAAGUCUUGCUAUUGAACUAAGUCCCCACUUUGAAUAUCAAAAAGGAAACCAAGAAAAUGAUCCUCCAACACAUUUCAACUGGAAAGGAAUUUGCCAUGAAUUGGACAAUUCAGUUUGGAACUAUUUAAGGUCUGCUGAGGUGGAGGAACUUAGAAAAAGAAAAUCACAGUGACAACUUAAUUUAGAUAUGUGAAACAGCAAGUCCUGUCAACUGGCAAAACCUUUUUUUUUUGUAAUACAGUUACAUUUCAUUUGUGAUUAAGGCUACAAAAGAGCAGAAUUGUGCUCUAAUCUGUUGACCUUGUCAUGGCACAGGUCUUUUGGCUAUAACUGUGUAGUAUUAAAAAAAAAAAGAAAAAAAAAAGGGGGAUUAAUUAUUUUCUUAGUUUAAAGCCGUAAAAUAGACCCAUGUUUAUCUUUGGUGGUAGACAUCCAACAUUCCUGAAAUGUCAGGUUGUGUUUACACUUCACAACAGGGUAAUACAAAACUUACCUGAAUGCAGAUACUCUCAAGCUAACUAAAACCUAAUGAGAGUAAAACACUCGCUAAGUAAAAUGCCUUGUGAGUAAGUGGAAUGAGUGUAACCUUGUGGUGUAGAACUUUUUUUUUUAUUUAUUAUUGUUUACACUUAGAUCCUUAAGACAAUGACAUUGAUGACAAAAACAAUAUUUUAAUGAAGAUAAUCAUAAUAAAUGUGGGUUUAAUAUUUUCAUGAGAAGGAAAAACAGAAAAGUUGAAUUAUCGGACUCUUAAGUUGAAACCUCUGCAAAAGCAAUGGCCAUACACAAAUUCAUUUAAUUUUAUUCAUAAUUUCAGUAUAUUACAGAGAUAAAAAUUACAGUUUUUGUUAUUUCUUAAAUGAUACGUUGCCAUUAAUGUCACAAUGAAAAACUGAUCAUAUAAUUGCUUGCUGGGCCUGCUUGCUGGACCUUUUGAUUUUCAAAUGUGG
This is a messenger RNA of Pocillopora meandrina, 2257 nucleotides long. The record is from the annotation of a GenBank genome assembly. NCBI's taxonomy places the organism in Eukaryota, Metazoa, Cnidaria, Anthozoa, Scleractinia, Pocilloporidae.